AUGUGUGACUAAUCUAAGAUUUGGCUUGAAUUAAUAUCUUAAGCCUCAAAAUCUAAACAAACUGGAGUAUCUUGCAAUGAUAACUUAUUGAAAAGUCUCUACUUAGGCUAUGCAAAAAUGUAUGAUAACUUCGCACCACUAGUAAAUUUACUAAUACUAUUCAAAAAUGUUAAACAGGUCACUAACUUUAUGACAAUAUUUGAUAAUCAAAAAGCGUUCUUAGAUGAAAAAGUAAUGAAGGAUAAAUUUAAGAUGCCACUACUAGAGAAGUUCAUACUUAGGAAAAUUCUUAAAUAUGGAGUAUUAGAUUUUAAUAAGGAAGAGGAUUCAUAAACUCACAAGAUAUUCAUUUUUCAAUAUUCCAGAUAUAUCCUUACUAAAAAGGACUAGAAAAAUCUUCAAACUCUAAAAAAUUUAAAGUUUUUACUUAGUGAUUAACAGGAUUAUGUUAAUAAGUAUGCUCUUACCAAAUUCUAUAUUGCAAGCCUAAACGAUAUGAAUAAAACAAACUAGCAACAUAAAGAAGUGAUUUGCUAACUUAAUGAAAUAAUCACAAAUUAUCACGAUCUUCUUCCUCAUCGUUAAACUUAUUACCAUUUUAGAGAUUUAAUAGAAGAAAUUAACAUAAGAUCAUACCUUUUGGAUUUAGAUUAAUUGAUAGCUUUCGAAAACUGGGCUUUGCUUAACUUGCAUAAGAAUUGGCCUAUAUUUGAUCUUUAAUUUGAGCACUUCAAGCUUUAGCAGAAUUACUAUGGAAAGUACAAUAUUAAAUAGUAGUAGAAAACUCAAGUAAAUAAAAAAAUCAGGAAGAGUUAGUUGAAUCAAACUAUUUAGAACAUUAAAGAUUAGAAUUUAUUACAAGUCGAAGCCAGAAGGGUAAAGGAAAAGUAGUUUGGAUCCUAUUAAAAUAACUUUGAAGAAACACAUUAGGCGUUAGAAAAAAUAUAAUAGAAUAAGAAUAGAAGCUAGUAUUCGAGUACAAAGAAAUAGCUCAUAUCAAUGAAAGCUGACAUAAAUAAACGAAUGAAAACUUGCUUUGAUAUUGUAAACUACAAAGUAAUAGGAACCAAUUAACUGUUAUUCUUUGGUGAUUUUAAGGACAAAGAAAUAUAAGAUAUAAUAGUCAGAUUUGCUAAUAGAAUUCAUAUUGACAUAUAAGGAGCUUUGAAUAAUGGAAUUGACCUUACAGAUAAUCUUUAAUAUGCUAUAGAAAGAUUACUAAUAUCUAUUAUCAAAGGAUUCAAGUUCUAAAAGGAAGAAUUGGAUCAAUCUAAGUCUCUAUAAGAAGGUUCUCUCAAUUUGCAUCUUGAUUGGACAAAUUUGUUCAACUCAUCAAUAGACUGUAUUACUGACUAAAAACGUCAUCUCUUAUUGAUAAAGUUUAUUGAAACUCAUUUUGAGGGCAGUGAUUUACUCAUGCAUAUGAAAUUAGUAAAAAUAGUCCAUCAAAAUCUUAAUCUGCUAGAGAUGGAAAUUAAAGUUUAAAAUCUAAAAAACUUUGAGACAGAGCAAAUAUUCUUACUUGUAGAUCCCAAUAGUGGAAACUUUCCAUUUGAAAUGCUAGAUAUUUUUAGAAAUGAAAAAUAUGACUUUUAGCUCAAUUAGUAUAAUCGUUAAAUUCAGAUAGCUUCAAGAAUACCAACACUUGACUGGCUAUAUAAACGAAAUUUACUAAGUAACAAUAUUUAAAAACCAUUUAAGACUUUCAUAAUGCUUUAAGAAGAUGAUUCUGUGAGUUAGAUGAAGUAAUCCUAUGAUAAAUUUUUUGAGUAGAAUCAUGCAAAAUUAGCUUAAUUCAAUGUUUUAAGAGCCAACGAUAAAUUAGAAGAUUCCUUAUUGAUUAAUCAUCUCAAAAAAGACUAAGUAUAUAUGUAAUUUUCAACUCUAACAGGAUAACUUUUGAUAUAGAUAUGCUGGCCAUAAUUCAGGCAUUGA
This is a messenger RNA of Stylonychia lemnae, 1935 nucleotides long. The record is from the annotation of a GenBank genome assembly. Lineage: Eukaryota; Ciliophora; Spirotrichea; Sporadotrichida; Oxytrichidae.